Messenger RNA from Metarhizium acridum CQMa 102, 1362 nucleotides. RefSeq lists its product as uncharacterized. Lineage: Eukaryota; Fungi; Ascomycota; Sordariomycetes; Hypocreales; Clavicipitaceae. The record is from RefSeq and is a predicted model, not a curated record.
AUGAAGGCUGCCGUUGUUCUGUCUUUCGUUGCUGCUGCCGUUGCUGGCGCUAUCGAGGCCCGUGAUGGCCACUGCGGUGGUGAUAACUGCGCUCGCCAGGUCACCGGUACCCGUGAUGGCCUCACUGCCAUUACCUCCCGCAAGAAUGACUGCUCCAACUUCAUGAAGACCACCGUGGUUCCCGACGCUACCACCGUCACCGUCACCGUCACCGUUGACCCUGAUGAGCCCGCUUCCCUGACCAAGCGUGAUAUUGAGUACCGUGCCGCUACUGAGGCGCCUACUGCCGUCCCUGCCUAUGCUUCAUCUUGUAAUAACCCCGGCAAAUACUCCUCUGCGUGCUCCUGCUGGGGCAUCACCGCUGUUACCACAACCGCUCCCGUUCCCACCAAGACCGCUACCGUCACUGUUACUGCCGACUUUUGCGAGGACUUUUACCGCACCAUUACCACCUGGUACCGCCCUCUGCUCGUCGCCCUGUUCAAUCCCAGCAUCCCCUUCCAUCUUCGCUGUCGAACUCUGCUCCUUCAACCCAUCACACUGCUAACCUACUCCAUUAACGCCCUCCCCUACUUCUUCUCCCGGCCAUUCACCGUCGAACACCUCCCCGUCUUCCCCUCACGCGCCGUCCGCGCCAUCAUCUUCAAACACCCCGGCACAGGAAAAGGCCGCUCCCUCCGGCCUCUACACGUCGAAAUCCACGGCGGCUCCUUCAUUGGCGGUCUGGCAGAGAGCAAUGCACGCUUCGACGAGCGUCUCGCCAAGGAGACGGGCGCAGUGGUCGUCAGCAUAACGUACCGUUUUGCACCUGAACACAUCUUCCUAUGCGCCAUAGACGACGCGGACGCUACUAUAAAAUGGAUCCAGGACCACGCUCAGAGUAGAUGGGGCGCCGACGCUACCUUGAUGACCGUCAGCGGGUUUUCCUGCGGCGGCAAGAACCUCGUUCAAAGCAGCCGUUGCAUUUUACGGUGCCCUGGACCUGCGAAUGGAGCCGGGAAAGAACCCAAACCCGCCAACUAUCCCAAACCGGACCCAUUGGAGUUUUUGUUGCCGCUGUUCGAUGCGUAUGCGCAGCUAGCGAGGGCGAAACACAUGGAUGAUCCGCGGCUGAACCCCGUGCUGGCAAGGAGGGAGACACUUCCGGAGAGAAUGCUGUUGGUGGUUGCGGCGAUUGACAUCUUGUAUGCGGAGCAGAUGGCGUUCAAGGAGAGGAUAAAUAACGAGGCAGAGGGGAAUGUGGUUGAGACGUUUGUUGCGCGAGACGGAUUUCACGGGUAUUUAGAGGGUGAGUUGUUCAUCAUGAUGGGUUCACCUGGGGCUUUUGCGAAUGAACGUACUGCUGACGAGAUUGGUUCCUGA